Messenger RNA from Myotis lucifugus (little brown bat), 4499 nucleotides. RefSeq names its product sushi, nidogen and EGF like domains 1 (gene SNED1). The coding region runs from base 246 to 4340 and encodes 1364 amino acids. The record is from RefSeq and is a predicted model, not a curated record. Gene Ontology annotation, biological process: cell-matrix adhesion; Notch signaling pathway. Gene Ontology annotation, molecular function: Notch binding; calcium ion binding. The transcript is spliced from 29 exons. Lineage: Eukaryota; Metazoa; Chordata; Mammalia; Chiroptera; Vespertilionidae.
UGCAGGGCGCAGAGCUGUCGACGGCGCGGCCGCGCUGCCCGAACGCCCGCUCGGCCCUGCGGGCCACUCCCGACAGCGGCCUCGCUCCAGGCGGCGGGGACCGCGAAGCCCCGCUCUGUCCCUCUCUGUCCCCGUUCUGUCCCCGCUGCGCCCCCGCUCCGCUCCGCUCCGUCCCCGCUCUGUCCGUGUCCGUCCCAGCUCUGCGCUGCUUUGUCCCGCUCGGUCCCCGCCGCCGACCGCUGGCGAUGCCGUGCGGUGCCGCCUGGGCGCUGCUCUUGGCCGUGGCCUGGGGGCUCGGGGCGCGCGGGGUGCGCGGCGCGGUGGCCCUGGCCGACUUCUACCCGUUUGGCGCGGAGCACGGCGACGCUGUCACCCCCAAGCAGGACGACGGCGGCUCCGGGCUGCGGCCGCUCUCCGUGCCCUUCCCGUUCUUCGGCGCCGAGCACUCCGGACUCUACGUGAACAACAAUGGGAUCAUCUCCUUCCUGAAGGAGGUUUCUCAGUUCACCCCGGUGGCCUUUCCCAUCGCCAAGGACCGCUGUGUGGUGGCGGCCUUCUGGGCGGAUGUGGACAACCGGCGUGCAGGGGAUGUGUACUACCGGGAGGCCGCCGACCCCGCCAUGCUGCGCAGAGCCACGGAGGACAUCAGGCGCUACUUCCCCGAGCUCCCAGACUUCUCUGCCACCUGGGUUUUCAUCGCCACCUGGUACCGCGUGACCUUCUUUGGCGGCAGCUCCUCCUCCCCCGUCAACACGUUCCAGACUGUGCUCAUUACGGACGGCAAGUUCUCUUUCACCAUCUUCAACUAUGAGUCCAUCACGUGGACCACAGGCACACACGCCAGCAGCGGGGGUGACGCCACUGGCCUGGGGGGCAUCGCGGCCCAGGCUGGCUUCAACGCCUCCGUGUGCCUGACCCUGCGCCCGUGCCUCAACGGUGGGAAGUGCAUUGACGACUGCGUCACCGGCAACCCCUCCUACACCUGCUCCUGCCUCUCUGGAUUCACAGGGAGGAGGUGCCAACUGGAUGUGGAUGAGUGUGCUUCCCACCCAUGUCAGAAUGGCGGGACCUGCACCCACGGCGUCAACAGCUUCAGCUGCCAGUGCCCAGCUGGCUUCGGGGGACCCACCUGUGAGACAGCACCAUCUCCAUGUGACACCAAAGAGUGUGUGAAUGGCGGCCAGUGCCAGGUGGUCAGCGGCUCCGCAGUGUGCGAGUGCCCAGCGGGCUACACGGGCAACACCUGUGAGACAGACGUGGACGAAUGCGGCUCCAGCCCGUGCCUGAACGGAGCCUCAUGUGUCGACCUUGUGGGGAACUUCACCUGUCUGUGCACAGGGCCCUUCGAGGGACCACGCUGUGAGGCAGGAAGCCAGCCAGUGCCUGACCCCUGCCUCUCAGUCCCUUGCCAGAACGGGGGCACCUGUGUCGACGCAGAUGAGGGCUACGUGUGCGAGUGCCCCGAAGGCUUCAUGGGCCUCGACUGCAGGGACAGAACCCCUGAUGACUGUGAGUGCCGAAAUGGUGGCAGAUGUCUCGCGGGCAAUACCACCCUCUGCCAGUGCCCCCUGGGCUUCUUUGGGCUCCUCUGCGAAUUUGAAGUCACAGCCACGCCCUGCAACAUGAACACCCAGUGCCCCGAUGGCGGCUACUGCAUGGAGUACAGCGGGAGCUACCUGUGCGUCUGCCACACUGACCACAACAUCAGCCACUCACUGCCCUCACCCUGCGACUCAGACCCCUGCUUCAACGGAGGCUCCUGUGAGGCCCAGGACGACUCCUACACGUGCGAGUGCCCACGUGGGUUCCAUGGCAGGCACUGCGAGAAAGCCCGGCCGCGCCUGUGCAGCUCGGGGCCCUGCCGGAACGGGGGCACCUGCAAGGAAGCAGGCGGCGAGUACCAUUGCAACUGCCCUUACCGCUUCACUGGGAGGCACUGUGAGAUCGGGAAGCCAGACUCGUGCGCCUCUGGGCCCUGUCACAAUGGAGGCACCUGCUUCCACUACAUUGGCAAAUACAAGUGUGACUGUCCCCCAGGCUUCUCCGGGCGGCACUGUGAGAUAGCCCCUUCCCCCUGCUUCCGGAGCCCCUGUGUGAACGGGGGUACCUGCGAGGACCUGGGCACAGAUUUCUUCUGCCGCUGCCGAGCAGGGUACACAGGACGCCGGUGCCAGGCGGAAAUUGACGAGUGCAGAUCCCAGCCGUGCCUGCAUGGGGGCUCCUGCCAGGAUCGAGUCGCCGGGUACCUGUGCGUCUGCAGCCCGGGGCAUGAAGGAGCCCACUGUGAGCUGGAGACAGAUGAGUGCCAGGCGCAGCCCUGCAGAAACGGAGGCUCUUGCAGGGACCUCCCAGGAGCCUUUGUGUGCCAGUGCCCCGCAGGCUUCACUGGAGUCCACUGCGAGACAGAGGUGGAUGCCUGCGACUCCAGCCCCUGCCAGCACGGAGGCCAGUGCAAGAACGGUGGCGGGGCCUACCUGUGCGUCUGCCCAGAGGGUUUCUUCGGCUACCACUGUGAGACAGUGAGUGAUCCCUGUUUCUCCAGCCCCUGUGGGGGUCGUGGCUACUGCCUGGCCAGCAAUGGGUCCCACAGCUGUACCUGCAAAGUGGGCUACACGGGCAAGGACUGUGCCAAAGAGCUCUUCCCACCAACGGCCCUCAAGGUGGACCAAGUGGAGGAGAGUGGGGUCACCAUCUCCUGGCGCCCACCCGAAGGCCAGGCUGCCAGGCAGAUGCUGGACGGGUAUGCGGUCACCUACACCUCCGCUGACGGCUCCUUCCGCCGCACCGACUUUGUGGACCAGAGCCGCUCCUCCCACCAGCUCCGAGCCCUGGGGGCCGGCAGGGCCUACAACAUCUCCAUCUUCUCGGUCAAGCGCCACGCCAACAACAGGAACGACAUCAGCAGGCCCCUGGUGCUGCUCACCCGCACGCGACCCCGCCCUGUCGAGGGCCUUGAGGUCACCAAUGUGACGGCCAACGCCAUCUCCGUGCGGUGGGCUCUGCAUAGGAUACGUCACGCCACUGUCAGCAGUGUCCGUGUGUCCAUCCGCCACCCUGAGGCCCAAGAGGACCAUUCCACCGACGUGGACAAAAGUGUGGACACGUUCACAUUCAGUGCCCUGCUUCCUGGAAGGAGAUACACCGUCCGGGUGACCGCCCUCAGUGGGCUCGGGGCACAGGAGCACCCUACUGAGAGCGUGGCAUCCGCUCCAUUGCACGUGUGGACCCGGCCUCUGCCGCCAGCAAACCUGACUGCCACCCGAGUCACGGCCACCUCUGCCCAUGUGGUCUGGGAUGCCCCCACUCCAGGCACCUCACUGGAGGCGUACGUCAUCAACGUGACCACCAGCCAGAGCACCAAGAGCCGCUACGUCCCCAAUGGGAGGCUGGUGUCCUACACGAUACGGGACCUGGUGCCCGGGCGGCGGUACCAGCUCUCAGUGACAGCCGUGCAAAGCACAGAGGGUGACCAGCUGCACAGCGAGCCUGCUCACCUCUACAUCAUCACCUCCCCAAGGGACAGCUCCAACAGACACUGGCAUCGAGAAGGACUCCACCCACGGGUGCUCAGAAACAGACCAGUCCCAGUGCGCCUGCCGGAGCUGCGUCUACUCAGUGACCACGGGGCCCUCGAAAUGCCAACACAGGCGCCCAGGUUCUCGGAGCUCGUAGACGGCAGAGGACGAGUGAGUGCCAAGUUCAGUGGCUCACCUGGCAAAUCGGUCACCGUGAGAUCACAACCCACAGCUCUGGUGCAGCUCGAGGACACCACUGAGCAGGUCAGCCUGGCCCUGCAGCACCCCAAACGUGACGGCGACAAGGAUGUGGGAAACACCCCUGGGAACUGUACAGAAAACCCCUGUCAGAACGGAGGCACCUGCGUGCCAGGCGUGGACACCCACAGCUGUGACUGCAGCCCAGGGUUCAAAGGCAGGCACUGCGAGCUUGCCUGUAAAAAGCAGCCCCAGCCCUGCACGCGCCUGUUCUCGGAGACCAAGUCCCUGCCAGUCUGGGAAGGAGGUGUCUGCCACCACGUGUAUAAACGAGUCUACAAGGUACACCAGGAUAUCUGCUUCAAAGAGAGCUGUGAGAGCACAAGCAUCAAGAAAACCCCAAGCAGGUGCGUCUCAGGAGGAGGCCCUGCUUGUCCUGCUGUGGCUCACAGGGCCACGGGCAAGGGGACUGAGCACUGUGGAUACAACAGGCCUGGGGCUGAGCCAGGCUGUCUAUCUGCCCAGAGUGCAUGUGAGCACCCCGGACAGGAGGAGCUAGGCAUGGUGGGUGCUGGGGUGGUCAGAGGGUGGGUGCUGUGGGAGGUCACAGGGUUAGUGCUAGGGUAGGGUCACAGGGUGGUGCUGGGGCUGUGAGGGGGUGACUCUGGUCAUGCAUGUGCACUCAGUAUCCUGGGUGCUCAAAAUGGGAAGCAUUAGGACAGACCCAAGUACAUAACUGCAAAUACAGCAAGUCUCCGUUUACUUUUUACCCUCUCACACCUAGGU